ACAUACUUUCAGAGCCUGCGGGGAGCGCAAAUCCGCCGCAAUCUCAGUCAACGAAGAGACGUUGUCUCGCGUGGAUCAACAGGUGUUUUUGCCCGUGUAGUACAUUUAUCAGCAUGGGAAUCACAUAUACAUGCAGUGUGAUAGCUCUGCUUGCCGUACUUCUUGUGACAACAGAGGCUGGAGAUAUGAUGCGGAAAAGCAUUGUUUUCGACAAAAAUACUCCAGACGUAUUCUACUGUCCACAACAGAAACCGACUGGCUUUGAGAAAAUGCUCGUGACCGCGAAACCAUUAUCAAGACUUUGCCAAUUUGAGGGAAAACCGAUCCCACCAGAUUACAAGAGCGAUUGUUAUAAUGAUGUAGACGAAACCGAAUAUGCGUGUAAAGAGAAGUACAGAAUCAUGAAGCGAUUCAGAAACAAAGCGGAGGGAGAUGAGAACACCAUGGAUGACCUCGUCGAGAAAUAGAUGAGAAAUUGAUGCUGCACGAUCAAACAUCGCGUGCAAUUUUGCAAAUGAUCAUGCCGGGUCCUCCACUAAUGCUCAAGCUUGCAAUCUCCAGUCCCAUAAUUACAAAGCAUUACAUUUUUGAUUCCUAAAUUCAAACUGCCAAUUAGUUUAUUAAUAGACAUAAGUUUUUAAGUGUUUUAUAAAACGAUUAAUUAAUUAUUACAAAUGAAACAAUUAAUUAAAUCAUUAAUGUAAACAUUUAAGACGUUCUUAUAGCACGUAACAAUAUUGUGAAUGUUUUUAGAAAAUUGAUUUUCACAGUUAUAAUUUUUUUUUUAAGUUUUGUGACAUGAAAUAUUUAAUAUUUCCUUUUUUUCUUUGUAUUUUAAAAUUAAGAUUUUUACCGGUGCUAUUUUAGUAGUUUCCGAGCUUGGUGGCCGGAAUUUGUAAUAUUUUUUUUUAAAUAAUAACAUUAAUAAAACUAACAAAUAAUUGGA
Messenger RNA from Apis mellifera (honey bee), 946 nucleotides. RefSeq lists its product as uncharacterized. The transcript is spliced from 4 exons. Bases 114 to 467 code for a protein of 117 amino acids. The record is from RefSeq and is a predicted model, not a curated record. NCBI's taxonomy places the organism in Eukaryota, Metazoa, Arthropoda, Insecta, Hymenoptera, Apidae.